Molecule: messenger RNA, 1632 nt
Organism: Theileria parva strain Muguga
Lineage: Eukaryota; Apicomplexa; Aconoidasida; Piroplasmida; Theileriidae
Product: putative integral membrane protein
Exons: 2
Coding region: 70-1632 (520 amino acids)
Source: RefSeq, a predicted model, not a curated record
UUUGUCUAUGAUUUUUUACCAAAAUUUGUUCAAAUUUGUAUUAAUAGUUUGGCUUUAAUUUCAGCUGUGAUGAUGACUUUUGUGCGCAUGGUAGCCCUUUCAGGCUUCCAGUCUGGAAAAGGAAGCACUCGAAUCAGUAAUUUAAUUUGGUUUCUGCUUGGAAUUUUGACCAGUUUUGGUCACAUUAUAUUCUUUCAUUCCUUUACUGUCUUCACUGGAAUGGUUCAGCUUUCAAUAUCGGAGGUUUUGUACUUCGUAUUAAACAUCAAGGUCUUUUCACUCAUAUUCUACGCUUUAGGUUUUAUAACAGCGUUUAUCUUAUUUCCAGUGAGUUUGUUUAUGUUACAAGUCUCUUUAUUUGGUGGAUUCUUGGGGUCUUUGUCUACCAUCUUCCCUCUGAUCGUGGCUGUUAAAAGCCCAGAAUUAAUGCCAAACAUAGGUGUAAAAAUCCUCUUAUAUAUCACUAGUGGUGCUUCGUGUUGCUUCUUUGGUGCCAUUAAGAUGAUUUCAAUUGGUUCAGUGACUGACCCCUUUGUGCUUGGAAACCCCUCAACCAAGAUGCUGUUCUUCUUGCUAGGACAUCCUGUAGGUGAUUUUUUAGCAACUAUAAUUGCCCCUGUUGCUGCUUUUUCUUCAAUUUUCAGGGUUUUAAACAACUUUACAACUGAAUCCAUUGUGUUUUUCACCUACAAACUCACAAUUAUAUUUUUAUUAGUGCUGAUUAUCAGCUUACUGAUUUUAUCAUCCACUAAUUACAGGGAUAGAGAACAUAGAGUCUGGAUGAAGACAAAUGUGAUUAGACAGCGUCAGAAAUUGUUCAGUUCAAUUCAACUACUCGUUCAUCACUUUCCAUAUGUCAUGUUAUCACUUAUUGUACUGUUUGCAAAUGGUCUUUUUAGCCUUUUUUCAGUGAUGUAUGCUAUUGAUGUGAACGAACUGUAUAACCCAAUGGCGAAGUCGUUUGUUAUAGUAUUCCUGAGAGAUUCUUUUGACUUUUUAGGCAAAUGCUUACAGCAUUUAAUCAAAUUUGACGCCAACAGUUUGACCUUACAAUCAACCGACUCAGAAAACUAUUUAGAACCAAAUUUCGAUAUUAGCGGCAGGGCCAAUGACAGAGUUAACGCUGGUGAGUGUUCAAGAAAGAAGUUGUUAACUCCUUUAUCAGUCGCAUGUUUAUUGGCAUUCUUUCAAGUUUUGAUAGUGCUACUAAUGUUUCUUGAAACUAGGUUUGGAAAGAUGCCCCUAAAAAGUUUUUUAUUCAGAUACAAUGUUGGAAUUUUCCUUACGAUUAUCAUGUCAGCCAUUAAGGGUUUUGUUAUUUCACACAUUUACACUCGUUUACUCAAUGACCCAGCAGUCAACGCUCAUACCGCCACUAAUGCUGUCAACUCUAAUACCAACAUUAACACUGAUAACACUAAUAAUACAAUUGAUGCUAUUAUCACGGAUCAUAGUGUUGACAGGGAUGAUGUAGUUGGAAAUAGUUUGAACGAUGACAGAAUAAUCAGCAGUUUCCUGACAUGCUCAUUUGGUCUGUUGCAGUUAAUUCCUUUAGCGUUUUGGACUUUUAUGGACUUAAACGUUAUAUUGUCGUUCAUAAAUAUUUCAAACAACACCACACUAACAAACUAA